AUGGCUAAGGACACUGUAUCAAAAAAGCGCAAAGCUUCUGUGCCUGAAAGCGGGGCUGAAAAGGUCAAAAAGAUUAAGAAGGUUGAAGUCACGGAAGUUCCAGUCAAAAAGCGCAAAGCCAUCGAUGAUGCUGGUGUUUCCGAAAUUAAGAAGUCCAAGAAGGCUGCGAAAUCUGCGAAAUCUGCAGUUGAAGAAUCUGCGACCUUAGAUAAGCACGACAAGGAAACGAAUGGCGACUCGAAGACUCCCAAAGCCAAAAAGAAGGAUACCCGAAGUUCAAAAGCAGCCAAUGGCGAGCCAAAGACGAAGAAGUCAGAACCAGCUGAAACGAACAACGAGGAGGCUGAAGAGGUGGGUAGCGAGGAUGAUGACAACGCCUCCGUAAUCGAUGACCAAACUGAAGCUCUCUUAGAGGGUUUUGAGAGUGACAGAGAUGAAGCGGAUAACUCAAAUGAUCAAGGCCUAGAGCCCGGCCAAGGAGUACCGGAGCUAAAGCUUAGCAAAAAGGAGAAGAAGCAGCUCAAGAAAGCUAGCGAAGCAGCAGCAUUGGACAAGCCUGGCGUCGUUUAUGUUGGACGUAUUCCUCACGGUUUCUACGAGCAUGAGAUGCGAGAGUAUUUCAAACAAUUUGGCACGAUCCUCAAGCUCCGUCUAUCUCGCAACCGUACCACGGGUGCCAGCAAGCAUUAUGCAUUCAUCCAAUUCGAUUCGGCUGCAGUUGCCGAGAUUGUUUCGAAAGCAAUGGAUAACUAUCUACUCUUUGGCCAUAUCUUGAAAGUCAAGUUUGUUCCUGAAGAGCAGGUACCCGCAAAUGUGUUCAAGGGUGCCAAUAAGCGAUUCAAGAAGGUUCCCUGGAACAAAAUCGAGGGCCGAAAACUAGCACAGGGAGCAUCUGAAGAAACUUGGGCCAAGCGCAUCGAGUUGGAGGAGAAGAAGAGGGCCGCGAAAGCCGAGAAGCUAAAGAGCUUGGGAUACGAGUUCAAUUCCCCGCAAAUCAAGUCGGCAAAGGGAGUCGCGAAGGAGCAUGUUGUAAUUCCUGCGGUGGAGGCGAAUGGUGAAUCCGAGCCCCUGGCCAUUGAAGAAUCCCCCAGUGAUAUUAAAGCUAUCGAAGUAGCCCCAUCAACUGAGGAUGCGAAGUCGAAAAAAUCCAAGAAAACCAAGGCUGUCGAUACUCCAAAGGAAGCAGUUGCGGAUACUACUACUGCACCUGCGGAAGAGUUAGAACAGCCAAAGAGGAAAGAAAAGAAGUCGAAGAUUGCCAAAGGAGAAGAACCGGCUGCGGAUGGACUUUCCGGGGAUGUAGUUGAGGAAAAAGUUGAGAGACCCAAAAGGAGCAAGAGCAAGAAGGGGAAGACAACGUGA
Venustampulla echinocandica is the source of this 1362-nucleotide messenger RNA. RefSeq lists its product as uncharacterized. The transcript is spliced from 3 exons. NCBI's taxonomy places the organism in Eukaryota, Fungi, Ascomycota, Leotiomycetes, Helotiales, Pleuroascaceae. Gene Ontology annotation, molecular function: RNA binding. Bases 1 to 1362 code for a protein of 453 amino acids. Gene Ontology annotation, cellular component: nucleolus. Gene Ontology annotation, biological process: maturation of LSU-rRNA from tricistronic rRNA transcript (SSU-rRNA, 5.8S rRNA, LSU-rRNA). The record is from RefSeq and is a predicted model, not a curated record.